AUGGAUCAUACGAACAAUAAGAUAACUGCUACUGUUUCAUGGGUGUCGGUACUCCCAAAGCCGGCGGCUGAGAGACGGAGUGCGCCUCAUGUGUCGUUAUCAACGACUUACUCCGAAGGUGCUGGAGUGCUUAGGCAGGCUUCUGCCACCAUCAUCGAUGCCGGUAACGUACUUGCCGGAGGGAGUACGAAACAAGCUCUCUCCAGUGACCGGAAAGCCACUGAAAUUACUGCAAAUAGCACGCCCGGAUAUAAGACACCACGGAAUCCUGCACCAGAUGGAACAAAGGACAAGAAAGAACGAACAAAUGAAAGUAACCACAGCAUUUGA
Molecule: messenger RNA, 330 nt
Organism: Cinara cedri
Lineage: Eukaryota; Metazoa; Arthropoda; Insecta; Hemiptera; Aphididae
Source: the annotation of a GenBank genome assembly